CGCAAGCAUGGCGGCCUCGUUCGGGCUGUAUUUCGGCAAUACCAACCUUUGCCUGGCGAUUCACAAGGAUGGCAACACAGAAGCUGUCACCAAUGACUCUGGUGACCGAGUCACCCCUGCAAUCAUUGCAUUCUCAAAUGGAGAGAAGUCAGUGGGCCUGGCCGCCAAAAGCGAGAUGGCUCGCAACCCAGGUGGCACCAUCUGCAACCUCAAAGGCCUGCUAGCCGCCACCUCACCCGAGGAGGUGCAACAGAUUGCAAGUGACAGCCCAUGCAAGAUAGUGGCUGAGGGAGACCAGGUGCACUAUGAGGUGUCCUCCGCAGACGAUGAUCGUAGCACUCGGCAUACACGCAACGAUGUUCUGCUCUACCUCUUCCGCAAGAUGCACGAAUUCGCUGAAAGCCAAGGGAGCGACGAGUAUCCUACCGUGGUGACGGUGCCACCAGAAUUCAGCGAGGAGCAGAGGCAGCUUGUCGCGUGUGCCGCCACCAAGGCAGGUUUCCAAGUAUUGCGGCUAGUCAACGAGCCCACUGCAGCAGCCUUGGCCUAUCACAUGGGCACAGCCCCAUCACCAGAUGUCUGCCGGUACCUGCUGUACCGCCUGGGUGGUCGCACGGCGAGUGCAAGCGUGGUUGCAGUGUGCAACGGUGCCUACCGCCUCGUGGCCCAUGCCUCUGCACAACCUGCCCUGGGUGGCCGGGACUUCACCGCUGCGGUCGUCGACCACUGCGCCCAGGAAUUCAAGCGCCAGAGCCGCGGGGCCGACCUGCGGGAGAGCCGGCGAGCGCUGGCACGGCUGUGGAAUGCUGCCGAGACGGCCAAGCACGUGCUGGCAACACUUGAGACAGCCCAGUGCUUUGCCGAGUCCGUCUACGAGGGAAUGGAUAUCAACCUCAACAUCAGCAGGGCUCGGUUUGAGUCCCUGCUGGGCUCCUUGCUGAACCGAUGUGCAGAGCUCGUCGACGAGGUCCUGCGACAGGCCAGCCUCGAAGCUUCCGACAUCCACAAGGUGGUGCUGUGUGGUGGCUCGACAAAGGUGCGCCGACUGCGCAGCCUCCUGGCAUCGCGCUUUCCCACAUCACAGCUCCUGGACACCCACAGCCCCGAUGAAGUGAUCGCCCUGGGUGCAGCCAUGCAGGCAGCCCUCCUGUCCUCUCGGGGCGAGUUAGUCCGGGACGUUCCCCACCACGUGCAAGUUCCAGCCCUUGCCCGCAGUGUCUGCAUCAAGACUGGUGCAGAAGGCUUAAUGACUGAGGUGCUGGGACGAGGAACGCCAGUACCUGUACGAUGGCAGCAAGCGGUGUCCCGGGCGGAAGGCGAGAGCAGCGUCAUGCUCGAGGUGUACGAAGGCGGUGGCGAUGGCCAAGAUCCCACCCUUCUAGCUCGGGUCUGCAUGGAGGGAUUGGAGGAGGAGUCUAAACCUGUUGCCAGUGUGAGCAUCCGCAGCGAUGGGUCAGUCCAUGUUUCGUGCACAGACAAGCACAAUGGCCGCACUGAAUCCGUCACGCUGGAUCCGACGACCACUACUGCCACACCAGAUGCUUCGGGAAGCUGACGAUGCUGCUUCUUUAACUUAGGUUUCUCGCUUAAGCAGCCCUGCUCGGCUGUCGUAGUCAGUGAACAUGUUUUUCGCCGGCCUCUCUGUCUGUGAAUUGUUCUUUUUUUUUUUUUUGCACCAGUCAGCGGCACGGGUGUUGGUGUCCUUCGUGAUGCGUGAAACUUGACGACAGAAGCAACGGCGAGUGCCCUGGGAGAAACGUUUUUUUACGUUAGUCUCCACGUCGUGAUGUGUUUUGUAAGGUAUGCGGUGUGAGAGUACUCAUGAUGCUUGUAGGCUGGCAGUUGAUGUUUGUUUUGUUUGUUCAUUUUUUUUUCUUCUGUGUAAAUACAGUGUUAUGUUAGGCAGGUCUCUGUCAAAAGCAGAAUGUGCCACCAUCUGCCGAAAGCUUUUGAAGGCACGAGCAUUGAGGACCAGAGUGUAUUAUCGACAAAAUUACGUCAUGUGGUGGAAUGGCCACUAGGCCUUUUUUUUUUAAGCUUCAGAAUGGCGAGAGAGGUCAAGGACCUGGUCAUGGUGAUGAUGACUAAUUGUGGCAUUGAAAGCAUUGCAGAAGAUCCUCCCCAUUUUGUUGCUAUCUCUCAUGGGCUCAGUACGAGUCUUGCUUAUCGUCUCAAGCACGCGUUAAACAAUAUGACACUGCCUCGAGGUUCUUGUUGCCCUGGGCUGCUUACGCACAGAACAAGGUUCAACUCUUGUUUUAUGUCAUUUCAUAAAAAUUUGUUUGGAACCAAUUUGGAUGCUUUCCUGUUUUUCUCUUUGUUGAGGGGAGGGGUGUAGGAAUUCUGUCCUACAACCUGGUGGUGGCAUUGAAUGCCAAAUGUUAUGCUCUCUUAUGGCAUCUUCGGCUGGUAGUGUUGGAGUGCUCUAGACUACUUUCAUGAGCAGCAUUGUCUUCUACUGGUUUAAAGAGGGCAUGCCUUACAUUCACCUGGUUCUUUGCGAUCACUGUCCACUUGGUUGAGCAUUCUCAGGCGCUCAGAGCCCAGUGGUCCAGAGUCAGAGUGGUUCCGGUCACGUGUUCACAGCAUGGUGUUGCAGCAUCGCCAAUAUCGGUGGCAGUCGACAGUAAUCCAGGCCACUGCGUGCUGGGGUCAUAACGAACGAUCGUCCUGUCGGUGUGUCCGCCGUAUUUUCUGGCACCGUCGGGAGCAUGCCGAGACCUUUGGCAAGGCUUCGACACGAAAUGUGAUUUUUUUCUUUAGUCACGUGGUUUUGUUUCUGUCAUUUCCUCCUCGGAGAGCAAGUCAUACAUUCGACUUGCGAGCUUGUCCUCUGCAUCCGAGUUCGAGGAACACUGGGUCUGCUCAACUCUGAAUUAGAAUAUGGAGGUGACCAGUCGAAGGUGCCAUGCCAUUAAUGCAACAUUCUAGCAUUUGUGCUCAUGUCACCCUUGCAAACACUCCAAAACCUUUAUACAGUCAAACCUAAAUAGUUUUAACAAUAUAUCAGAAUAACAAAGAGCAGCCACAGCACCGCAAAAUAAAUCGCUGACUACAAUGUUCCCAUGCUGUGUUAUUGGUCAAAACAAUUAAAUCUGGCUACUGGGUGUCUUUGCCAAAAGGAAAAGCAACACGAAAUCCCUGGCGGGAAAAAAAUAACAGCUCCCGUUCUCGCCUGUGUGCUGGGUACCCCUUCACUGCAUCACCACCCUUGCAUGCGUCUUUCCCAUCUCCCUUCCUCCCCUCCGCAAACACGAGUCAACUGCACCGACAGCUGCCAACGCCCACUGGGGCAGUCAAUUUCUGUUUCAGAGGGGUGGAAGGGAGAUAGGAAGGAGGCGUGCGAGGCUGGUGAUGUGACAGGUGUACACGCAGCACACCUUUGCCAGCUCUCAAGUGUUUUUUGUUUUUUUUUCCUGGAUUUCAUGUUUUCUUUUUGGCACAGACACCCAGUAGCCUGAUUUAAUUAUUAUAACCAAUAACACGGUGUGGGAACAUUCUAGUUAGCAGUAUGUUUUACCGGCACGCUCAGAAGUUCACAGUGCUGUAGCCACUCAUUUUAACUUUAUAAAAACCGGUAAUGUUAUAAGUGGGUUCAGCUCUAUCUCGUCAGUGUUUCCCAACCCUCGUACUUGUUAACUGCCAUCCUUUCACGUGCGAGACGCACGUGAUAAGAGUGUUGACUACCGGUACUCAUUUAGUUUUGCCAGAGUUUGCGACAUUUAAGGGCAGUAAAGGUUUUUUUUACUGUGGAAGUACGAAAUGCCAGUCCAGAAAAGGCAUAAAACUGCACACGUGCACAAUGUGCCUGUUACACAAACUACCUAUAGGUUGUGAAAGUGUUGGGUUCUGCAGCAUUUCCUGUACCAAGAUGCAGGGGCAUGGUUGGUACCGUUGAAAAAGGCACUAACUCUGUAGGAGUAGUUUUGCAGUACAUUGCUACAAGCGCUUUAGUGAAGGAAGUAAAACAAGGGAAAUGUUUCAUAACCUGAGCCAACACCCCCCCCCCCGUCCCUUCUUAAUAGUGCCUGUCCUCCGCCACAUUGUUUGUCAGCAGACGCGCUUCACUUUGCUACGAAUGCGGUCUGGCUGUAAGGGGGCCUCGUGGUGUACCGAUGCGCACAGAACGCGUACUUCAAGAAAGGGAAAAGACAGAUGCACACUCCCUGCUAUAGUUUUAUUACACGCGAACCUACCUCUUUCAGGCGCUGCAUUUACAAUUGUAUAGGUCUAGACAACGCCUUAAAAUUUACCGUAUUUGCACAAAUAUAACGCAACAUUUUUAAAAUUAUCUAUUUUCAGCCUAAAACAUGCCUCGCAUUAUAUUCUGGUUCGUGACAUGGAUAUACCAAUUUUUUUAUUAUUUUUAUUUUAUUCUGCUGCUUCAAACUGCACGGAGCUAAACCACUAGGCAUCGCCGCGAUUGCCAUCACGUACGUAGUCUUGUUCAAAGCUUUCACGUGUACAAUUGUGCCGCAGGCACUUCUCAAGUGCUGUCUGUCCAAUAACCUUGAAGGAUGACGCAUUCUCACCAAGUGACGAAAACGGCAGUAACAAGUAAAUUGUGUAUGCACUCAAUCUUUCACCUAAUUUUACGACGGCAGUUUGCAGUAACGACGAAUAAAGCAUUGUGGGCAUCUGCUUUUAUGCGUCUUUUCCUGUUUCUUUGCAGCAUUACUUUGCGUUGUAACGGUAAUAUGUAUUUUUUUUUUCUUUCUUCGAGAGGCCAAAAGUCCCCCCUCGCAUUAUAUUCGCGAUUGCAUUAUUUACGUCCAAAAGCAGUAAAAUCUGAAGCACCAAUGAAUCUGAUGUGAUUAACAGUGAUCUAACAAGGGUUUUUGGAGCCAGUGUUCCAACAACAGUGUUAGCUCUAGAUCUAGAGACGCCCCUUAUUCAACCAGUGUUGAUACUUCAAGUUUUCAUCUUGCCGUGUACCUCUGUCUUUAACGACCCUAACACUUUGUUAGUGCUUCUGAUUAGAUAUUUUUGGUUUGACCUGUGCUCCAGAAUUUGUUGAUAUGUGUCAAGUGUGCUAGAGCACAUUCACACCGACGAGCAAUGGUCGUGCGACCACCUCGGUCGCAAAUGCUGGCUGUGGUCGAAAAGCGACCGUUUUAGGGCAGUCAUUCACUGUGGAGUCGUUCAACUCAGCGAGAGGCAUGUCAACGCAUUAAGUUGGCACAUGCAAGUGAAGGUGCAUUGCCAUGGCCACGUUUUCUGUGCCAGAGGUGCUGUCGCCAUCGGAGUACGUCAACUGCAGUGAAACAUGUGAAUCAAGCAGACCUCCAGCGAGUCUCGCGUUCAUAUUGGCAGUGGAAAAAUGAUGAAAACAUGAACACAAAGAAAAAAAUGAAUUGGACGGGAUGAGUUUGUCACUCCUAGUAGGAAUUCAAGUUGUAUAGCAACCAACUUAGCCUGGCUUGACUCAAGUUAGUCACAUCAAUAUAGCCAUCAAUACACAUUGGGAACAAGAAUAACAAGUGAAAGCCAGUGAGAGGCAAGCAUGUGCACAGUAGCAUGAUAUGCGUGUAGCUUGCUUUGAAUUUUUCUAAAUUGUGGAGAAUUUUGUUUUUUGUGGUAGGCAGGACACGAAGCAUAGUAGACGUCUCUCUUGAUGUCUUGUCUUUUUCUGUAUGCUGUUUAAUCAUUUGGACGUAAACUUGUUCACACGCCUACAAAUGGCAGGUCGUGUUUGCCGACGCGAACAUUACGAGAUGUUGCUUGGUUGCCAGUCGUCAUUUGUGCAACCUCCGUCAGUUGCCACUGUAAAUACACCUUGGAAUGGUGGCAGGUUGGACUAGCUGGUAAUCCAUUCAUAUUGCAAAAAUGUAUACCGCAAUGCAAGGAACAAGACACGAGCGCUCGUUUUUCUUGUCACUUUGCUCCCUGGGUCGCACUGUUCACCUCUGGAACACGAGCAUUAAUACACCUUCAGAAAAAAGGGUUUCAAAGCAGAAAUGUGCGUAUUUGCUGUGAUGCCAAUAUGUCGUCUUGUAGCGUUUUUUAUUUUUACAACAAUUUGCGAUGAGAAAAUUUCUCAAGUGGCUCACUGUUUGUGAAGAGCAAUGUAGAUGAAAUGGAUGUUGAUGUUGUGUUCCCGCACCUGAAUAUUUUGUGAGUUCAGGCUUAGAGUUCACAUUUGUGAGUGCGACAAAGCUCACUGAUAAAUUUCUCAAUCUGUUCUGUCAAAGCACGUUUUUCAUGAGACUGUGGAUGCAAGAAACGUGUUAAAAUUAAAUCUUGAACGGACAUAUAAUCGACAGAAAAGGGGCUUAUUCAAGACCAUGACAGUGCAUCCUGUAAACACUGGAAGCAAAACGGAACUAACUAUUGAGAUAAACUUGUUUUUCACUAAACAAAAUCAUGUAUAUACAUCUAUGCGAUUGUGUAAUAAAGCUUUAGUUGAGAUUCA
Dermacentor silvarum is the source of this 6412-nucleotide messenger RNA. Its product is annotated as heat shock 70 kDa protein 14. Gene Ontology annotation, biological process: protein refolding; cellular response to unfolded protein. Gene Ontology annotation, cellular component: cytoplasm; ribosome. NCBI's taxonomy places the organism in Eukaryota, Metazoa, Arthropoda, Arachnida, Ixodida, Ixodidae. The coding region runs from base 8 to 1555 and encodes 515 amino acids. The transcript has 14 exons. The record is from RefSeq and is a predicted model, not a curated record. Gene Ontology annotation, molecular function: misfolded protein binding; heat shock protein binding; ATP-dependent protein folding chaperone.